This is a messenger RNA of Globicephala melas (long-finned pilot whale), 2490 nucleotides long. It is a transcript of the gene PRRT2, whose product is annotated as proline rich transmembrane protein 2. Lineage: Eukaryota; Metazoa; Chordata; Mammalia; Artiodactyla; Delphinidae. Gene Ontology annotation, cellular component: membrane. The record is from RefSeq and is a predicted model, not a curated record.
AGAGGAGGGGAGGAGGGGAUGAGCAGAGGGGAGGGGAGACCCGCCGCCUCCCUCCCUCGCUCACUGACUUGCUCCAUCCCGGGCUGCGGCUGCUGCAACCGCGGCGGUGGCGGUGGCGGUGGCGGCGGCGGCAGCAGCGGGAGCAGUUUGGAGGCCGGCGUCGAGGAUUUGCUGCUGUCUCUGCUGCUCUAUCCUUCCCACAGAGGCCCUCUCCCCUCUCCUAUCUCAAGAUGGCAGCCAGCAGCUCUGAGGUCUCUGAGAUGAAGGGGGUAGAGGAGGGUCCCCAGACCCAGGGAGAAGGGCCUGGCCAUUCUGAAGCCGGAACUGGUCCUCCCCAGAUCCCAGCUGGGGUCCCAGAUGAGCCUGAGACCCUGCAGCCAGGCCUAGACAUCACUGGGGCCCCUGUGGACCCAGAGCCCAAGGCUGGGCUGGCUCCAGAAACCACAGAGAUCCCAACCGUGGCCCCAGAAACAGCUCAGGCCAGAGACCUCAGCUCAAACCCAGGAGGGGAAUCAAAGGCCAACUCCAGCACCGAAGAAACAUGCCAAGAGCUAGCAUCCAAACCAGAAGUGAGCAAAGAGGCCACUGCAAACCAGGGGUCCAACCUGGAAUCCGCAGCCCCACUUGAGCCAGCCUCAGAGCCUGCUCCCCAGCUGGACCCCCAGCCGGACCCCCAGCCAGACCCUCAGCCAGACCCCCAGCCAGCUUCCCAGCCCACCUCCAAGCCAGUCCUUCAGCCGGAGCCCCCUACCCAGGAGGACCCCACCUCUGAGGUCCUGACUGAGAACGUGGGAGAAAAGCAGGAGAAUGGGGCAGUGGUUCCCCUGCAGGCUGGUGAUGGUGAUGGGGAAGAGGGUCCAGUCCUCCAGCCUCACUCACCACCCUCAACAAAAACCCCCCCAGCCAAUGGGGCUCCACCCCGUGUGCUGCAGCAGCUGGUUGAGGAGGAUAGACUAGGAAGGGCUCACAGUGGGCAUUCAGGAUCUCCCCGAGGUAGCCUGAGCCGCCACCCUAGUUCCCAGCUGGCAGGGUCUGGGGUGGAGGGGGGUGAAGGCACCCAGAAACCUCGGGACUACAUCAUCCUCGCCAUCCUGUCCUGCUUCUGCCCCAUGUGGCCUGUCAACAUCGUGGCCUUCGCUUAUGCCGUCAUGUCCCGGAACAGCCUGCAGCAGGGGGACGUGGAUGGGGCCCAGCGUCUGGGUCGCGUGGCCAAGCUCUUAAGCAUCGUGGCGCUGGUAGGGGGGGUCCUCAUCAUCAUCGCCUCCUGCGUCAUCAACUUAGGCGUGUAUAAGUGAGGGGCUCUGCCCUGCAUUCCGAGACUUUUUUUCCUGUUGGGAGCUGCCUUGGGCCCAUCCUCCCCUGCGGGGAGCCCAAUCCAUGGCCCAGGCCCGCACCCAUAGGGACCAAGGGAGCCUGAGCGGCCUUGUUUACAGCUUCUUUCCUGCUCCUGCAUCCUGCCAGGCUCCUCUGCCAACCGUAGGCCUCCCUUCUCCCUGCACUGUUUCCAACUUCCCUGCACUCCUGCCUGCAUCCCCUCCAGCCUCUUGGCUUCCCUAUCCCUGCACUUCUGGAAACCUCCUUGCACUUCUGGAAACCUCCCUGAACAUCUCCCAAACUCUCUUUGCUCUCAGCCUCCCAGCAUCUCUCCCCACCUUCCUGCACCACAACCUCCCGAGAAUUUCCUGCACCUCAACCCUGGUCUCCCUUUCCCAACUUUCAUUGUCUCAGCAUCCUCCCUCAUUCCUUUCUUCCUUCUCUCCUUAUUCAUCUCCCUUUUCCUCUCCACAUCCUCCACCCCCUUCCUCUUCCUGCCUCCUCAUCGCCCCUCAGCAUCCUCCCCUCCACCCUCCUCCACCGUUCAUUCUGCAAAAACUCCAGCACUUAGAUCAGGCUGGGGGAGGGGAGCAGUGUCAGGAGAGGGCUCCCUAGCCCGGGCUCCGACUGUUCUCAGCUGGGACCACCCAGGUCCGGACGCCCCCAUGGUGCCUCGGGGUCGCAGCGCUGGCAAGACAGGCCUCGUUUGGAGACUUGUGCAGGGGUGGCCAGUACUGUUCCGAACACGCACCUGGGAGAAGGGAGGGGCGCUGCUGUUGACCCUCCCCGGUCAGCCUGAGUUGACCUUCCCCACCUGGGCUUUUUAACCCAGUCAGAGAACUCGUUGGGGCUGGGGUCAUUCACGUGCUUUGUAACGAAAGAACCCAAAAAAUAGGACCAAAGCUCCCAGCUGCAGGGAGCAAGGGAGGGGCGGAGAGGUCUAUGAUUAUUUUUUAAGAGGACGAGAGAGGUUUGGGGGGCGGGGACAGAACCACAACGCGGUUGCGAGUUGGCGGGGUCUUUUUUCCCCCUAAAAAAAGAAAAGUGUAGGGAAAAAACCUAAAAGUCUAAAAGCAAAACAAAACAAAAGGAUACGCCAAACAGAUUCUCCCUUUUUGUAUGCCGGAUGCUGCAUGAGUCUGAAACACCAAUAAACGGAGACUGCAUGAGACUCGC